AUGGUCUCCGAACACGUUUUUCAGCUUUGCCAAGCAACAGAGACCGUCAGCUCGGUGUACGCCCAGGACCCCACCCAAGCACCGGGGGAUAUCGUCAAAAAGCUUUAUGGACACCACAAGAAAGACCUUCAUUUUGACCCCGAGAAAAAGCGAGCAGAUCUCUCUACCCAUGAUUUGGAGAUUGCGUUCAAAUGCGGUCGCUGGGGACCAACGAAACCGAGUCCCCUCUUCCUCCAAGCGUUUGCCGACUCACUGAAUUGCUUGGAUGCUGAUCCAAUGUCCGGAUUGGUUUCUCCUCCAUUGAUGGGAUCUCAUGGAACGGUACCACUUACCGUCAUUGCACCACUUACAGACAUUAUUCGACAUUGUUCGAACUUGAUUGUCCGUGCUGAGAGAGAGGUGUUCUUCAUCACAUGUUCUUGGUCACCAUCGGUCGCUCAGAGACUUGUCAAAGAUGCUCUGAUAGAGCUUUCGAAACGUGCUGGGAGCAGAGGCCAAAGAGUCGUGGUCAAGAUGAUGUACGACAAGGCAGCAGCUGCCAACGCCAUUGAUGCCCAUCAAGUGGUCAAGGAGGCGGCAUACACUGGAAAAUCAAUCCAAUUACCAAAACCAGAGGAAAUUCCUAAUUUGGAUUUCGAGGUGAUCAGUCUUCACAGACUGGUCUUGGGAACGCUGCAUGCCAAGUUCUGUGUCGUGGAUCGGAAAGUGGCGGCGGUGAUGAGCAACAACAUGGAAGACAACGACAACGUGGAGAUGAUGACCCAUGUGGAAGGACCUAUUGUUGAUAGUAUCUACGAUACAGCGCUGAUAACUUGGAACAAUCACUUGAAUCCUCCUCUUCCGUCUCACGCCGCUCCAGCAACCCAAGGAGGUUUACCCACUUCCGGCCAAGAACCACUUUACAUGGAUCGAGGACCAGCACGAGGACAAGACCAAAUCGCAGCCGACGGACAAGCAGUUCGCCUCCCAGAGCACAUGCCAGAUGAUCCGCAUUACGAUGCCGAUCUCAGCGGCGAAAUUACACGUAUGCAAUCCUGCUACUCCAUGAAGCCCGACGAAACUCGACUCCAAGCCACAACCCGCCAACUCAAUCUCCCAUGCAAGAAACCCGCUCCUCCUUCCGGUCCCGAAAUCCCCGAAGGUCAAGAAAUGACUCCUUACAUCUCAAGCAUGACAUCCGCACCAGUUCCAAUGGCCCUCGUGUCGCGCCCUCCAUACGGCCCCGUCGACAAGCACAAUGUCUUCGUACCCCAGAACGAAGCCUGGCUGUCCUGCGUCCGCAAUGCCAAACGUUCAAUCUUCAUCCAAACCCCCGAUCUGAACGCCGCUCCCCUCAUCCCCGCUUUAGCAGCUGCCAUCAAGCGUGGUGUCGAAGUAACAUACUACGUCUGCUUCGGCUACAACGACGCCGGAGAAAUCAUCCCAGGUCAAGGCGGCACCAACGACCAAGCUGCUCAAAGCCUUGUCAAAGACGUCUCACACGAAGAAAGAAAAUUGUUGCAUAUCUACUACUAUGUAGGCAAAGACCAAGAUCACCCCAUUCACCAAAGCUUCAAGCAGAGAUCUUGUCACAUCAAACUUUUGAUCGUAGAUGAGCAUGUUGGGAUCCAAGGGAGCGGGAACCAAGAUACGCAGAGUUGGUAUCAUAGUCAGGAAAUCAACAUCAUGUUGGAUAGUGAGGAAGUAUGCAGGAAGUGGAGGGAGGGUAUUGAGAGGAAUCAAAAUACCAGGACGUUUGGAGAGGCGGCGGAGGAUGGGAUUUGGAGGGACAAGAAUGGGGAGCCGGGAGAGGGGUAUAUGGGCAAUCCUGGGAAGGUGGAGGGGUUGUUUAAGGGUGUUGGCGGAAUGUUGAAGAAGAUGAAGGAUAAGGGGGGUUUUUGA
Mollisia scopiformis is the source of this 1881-nucleotide messenger RNA. RefSeq lists its product as uncharacterized. Lineage: Eukaryota; Fungi; Ascomycota; Leotiomycetes; Helotiales; Mollisiaceae. The transcript has a single exon. Gene Ontology annotation, molecular function: catalytic activity. Bases 1 to 1881 code for a protein of 626 amino acids. The record is from RefSeq and is a predicted model, not a curated record.